AUCACUUGCAUUCAAGUCGAGCACAGAACAGGAACAAAUCAUCAAUUAUGAAAGCAUUCAUCGUUUGUCUUUCGCUUGCUUUUGCAAGCGUUUUGGCCCUUCCGGAGUACUAUGGUCACUUCCAACAGCAAUGGCCACAGCAGAAACCUCAGCCAAUACAAUGGCGACCACAGGAACCAGAAAUGCCUCAAUGGGGACAGGGACAACAAUGGCAACAACCAAUGCCACAGCCGCAGCCAGAGCCAAUGCAGCAUGCACAACCACAGGAAUCCCAAGUCUUCUCUCAAUACCAGCAGAACAUAAGCGAAGAUGGAUACAAAAUUGUUCCAGGAGUUGUCGAGCCUCGCUGCCCACGAACCGAUGACCCCAAGAAUCCUACCCAUCUGCCAAUUGCUGGGGAUUGCAGCAAGUUUAUGAAGUGCUUCGGAGGACGUGCAUACGCACAAAGCUGCCCUGGUGGUCUAGAAUUCGGAGUCGCUGUGAACCGUUGUGAUUAUCCGGCUCUUGCCAAAUGCAGCAACAAUGGUUGGUGAAUCGUUUUUAAAGGAUGAGUGU
Molecule: messenger RNA, 555 nt
Organism: Ochlerotatus camptorhynchus
Lineage: Eukaryota; Metazoa; Arthropoda; Insecta; Diptera; Culicidae
Product: activating signal cointegrator 1 complex subunit 2 homolog
Exons: 2
Coding region: 48-533 (161 amino acids)
Cellular component (GO): extracellular region
Molecular function (GO): chitin binding
Source: RefSeq, a predicted model, not a curated record